CUUUUCAAACAAAUUCUCCCGCCCUCAGGCUUCACUGAGUUUCAUUCCAACGGAAGAUUCAUUGAACAUUGUUGUUUAAGUCUAGAUCAAAAUGGUUGUAGUUGCUUAUUAAAGAGGUUAGAGGGUCUCAGCUAUAGGCGAUGCGUGCGCCUAGUAGAUUGAGGGAUGGAUUCCUUUUGCUCCAAAUUCUGAACCGACCUGUAGCUGCGCAUCUGUACGUUUCUCUCUUGCAGGAGGCUCUCAAGACCAAAAAUUUGUCAAAUGCGAAAUUAGUGCAUGCCCACAUGAUUGAGAAGGGAUUUGUGCUUGAUGAUGGCUUAUGGAAAACUCUCCUCCAUGCUUAUGUUGCGUGCCCCAGCCUGCAUUGCGCUCGCAGAGUUUUCAAUCAAAUGCCAACACGAAACGCCUUCUCGUGGACAGUUCUCAUUUCAGCUUAUGUCAAACAUGGGUUCGCAGAAGAAGCCCUAAGUUUGUUUCACCAAAUGCAGAAAACAGACGUACAAUCUGAUGAAUUUACAUUUGCUAGUGUUAUUCCGGCAUGUACGCAGUUGGCAGCCCUGCAACAAGGCAUGGUGAUCCAUGGACAAAUAAUAAGAAGUGGGUUUCAAUCUGAUGUCUUUGUUGCUGGUCUUCUCAUUGACAUGUAUGCCAAAUGUGGGAAAAUUGAGGAAAUACGCGAAGUGUUUGACCAAAUACCCCAACGAGAUGUGGUCGUGUGGAAUUCAUUGAUUGCAGGAUAUGCACUGAGUGGGUAUGUUCAUGAAGCUCUGAAGAUCUUUGAAGUAGCACCUCAACGAGAUGUGUUGUCGUGGAAUACCAUUAUUGGUGCCUGUGCGAAGAAUGGAGCUUUUGAGGAGGCAUCGGCAUUGUACCUAGGAAUGCGAAGAACAGGGGUUCUACCCGAUCAUUUUACUUAUGCCAGUAUACUUCCUGCUGUUGUAAGCCUGGGCCAGGGUAUGGUAAUUCAUGGGGAUAUGAUCAAAAGUGGCCUUCGUUGUGAUGUUUUUUUGACAGAUGCGCUUAUUGAGAUGUAUGUGAAAUGGGGUGACAUGGAGAAGGCACGUAAUGUGUUUGACAAAAUGCCUCAUCGAGAUGUUGUGUCGUGGAAUUCAAUAAUUGGAGGAUACGCACAGUGGGGGAAGGUCGAUGAGGCUGCAUGCCUCUUUCAGGAAAUGCCCAAACGGGAUUUGUACUCAUGGAAUACUAUGAUUACGGCUUACUCAGAGGGUGGACCUUUCGAGGUGGCCUUGGGACUCUACUUGAAAAUGCAAAAAAUAGGUGUCCAACCUGACCAUUUUACUUUUGCCAGUGUUCUCCGAGCUUGUGCCAAACUAGCAAGCCUGAAAUACGGUAAGGGUAUUCAUGAACACAUAAUCAAUAGUGGGUACCAGUCUGAUGUUUUUGUGGCAACUGGGCUAAUCGAUAUGUAUGCAAAAUGUGGUGACAUGGAGAAGGCGCGCUAUGUGUUUGACAAGAUGCCUCAACGAGAUGUCGCAUCAUGGAAUGCUAUAAUUGGUGGUUAUGCACAGAAUGGGCAGAUUGACGAGGCCGUGAAUGUUUUCAGUGAUGCACAGGAUCGAGAUGUCAUUUCAUGGAAUAUCAUCAUUGCAGGUUUUGAUAAAAGUGGGCUCCCUCAAGUAGCAUUAAUGGUGUUUUCUGGAUUGCACAGAAAGGGAAUUCAACUCAAUGAGUUCAUCUUCAAGAGUGUUCUAACAGCAUGUUCCAGAAUGUCAGCUCUAGAACAGGGUAUGCAGAUACAUGCCAACAUCAUUAAGUGUGGAGUCAACAUGUUGAUGACAGCUUGUAGCUUUUUAAAAAUUCCCUCAACAAAAUAUGGCCUUGUAUCAUUGCGGUUGUUGCUUAUGCCAAGGAUGGUCCUUUUUAAGGAAGCGUAUGAACCAUCAAUGACAUAUGAGGGGCAUUGAAGACAGAUGAUGUAUAUGCAAAAUGUAGUUGCAUGGAGAAGGCACAAUUUGCAGGCAAAAAGUGUGACAUAGAGAAGCACACAAUGUGUAUGCAAAAUGCAAUGACAUGGAGAAAGCAUCAUGUGAAUGACAAAUCCAGCAAUAUAAAGAAGAGGCACGGUGUGUUUGACAAAACAGUUUAAUUAGAUGUUUUUGUUAUGCGAUGCUACUUAUAUACAAAAUGAUCAGUUGAUGAGGCUGCAGAGUCACAUUCAGGAAAUGCCUGAAUGAAUAUGGUUUCAUAUAAUACAAGGAUUUAUAUGGUAGGAAUGGGCUCUAUAAUGUUCCUCUUAAUACAUAAUUACCUGGAAAUUUCAUUAUAAGAAUACGGAGCAUAUGCCCAUCCACGUAUACACAAUUUUUGGUGAUUACAUUUAUAUAUAACAUAGCUAUCUCCUUUUCUA
This is a messenger RNA of Cryptomeria japonica (Japanese cedar), 2368 nucleotides long. Its product is annotated as pentatricopeptide repeat-containing protein At2g13600. Lineage: Eukaryota; Viridiplantae; Streptophyta; Pinopsida; Cupressales; Cupressaceae. The coding region runs from base 141 to 1925 and encodes 594 amino acids. Gene Ontology annotation, molecular function: protein binding; RNA binding. The record is from RefSeq and is a predicted model, not a curated record. The transcript has 3 exons. Gene Ontology annotation, biological process: RNA modification.